UGCACAGAGACGGACACCAAAAUAGCAAUCUGGCCAGGUAACAUGGCGAUCCUCGCCACUCUCGGCUGAGGUUUUCUCCCGAGACAUUGGUUUGCGUGUCGUGGAGGAUUAACCCUUGCAGCGCAUCGGAGGGAUAGAUAUCCCGAGGAGGGUAAAGACAGUUAACUAAAUCUGGGGAGAAGCGUAUAUCACCCGCAUCAGCAUGGCAGCAUCUGAGCUCUACACAAAGUAUGCAAGAGUGUGGAUCCCUGAUCCCGAGGAGGUGUGGAAGUCUGCAGAGAUACUAAAGGACUAUAAACCAGGGGACACUGUUCUUCAUCUACAUGUUGAAGAAGGCUCGGAUUUAGAAUAUCGUCUAGACACCAAAAAAAAGGAACUGCCUCCUCUGAGAAAUCCCGAUAUUCUGGUUGGAGAAAAUGACCUCACUGCACUCAGUUAUCUUCAUGAACCAGCCGUUCUUCACAAUCUCAAAGUCAGAUUUAUAGACUCCAAACUUAUUUAUACUUAUUGUGGCAUUGUCCUUGUAGCUAUUAACCCUUAUGAACAGUUACCUAUUUAUGGCGCGGACAUCAUCAAUGCAUACAGUGGCCAGAAUAUGGGGGACAUGGAUCCCCAUAUUUUUGCUGUGGCAGAAGAAGCUUACAAACAAAUGGCCAGGGAUGAACGAAAUCAGUCUAUCAUCGUAAGUGGAGAAUCUGGAGCAGGAAAGACCGUCUCAGCCAAAUAUGCCAUGAGAUAUUUUGCUACAGUUAGUGGUUCUGCUACUGAAGCUAAUGUGGAAGAAAAAGUUCUGGCCUCUAAUCCCAUUAUGGAAUCUAUAGGAAAUGCAAAAACGACAAGGAAUGAUAAUAGCAGUCGCUUUGGAAAAUACAUAGAGAUUGGAUUUGAUAAGCGAUACCGGAUUAUUGGUGCUCAUAUGAGAACCUACUUACUUGAAAAAUCAAGAGUGGUGUUUCAGGCAGACGAGGAGAGAAAUUAUCACAUCUUUUACCAGCUUUGUGCAUCUGCUUCUUUACCAGAGUUUAAGAUGCUUCGAUUAGGUAGUGCCAAUAAUUUCAAUUAUACAAAGCAAGGACGAAGCCCAGUAAUUGAAGGGGUUGAUGAUGAAAAAGAAAUGAGGAACACAAGACAAGCCUGCACGUUAUUAGGAAUUUCAGAAGUACAUCAGAUGGGCAUUUUCAGAAUUUUAGCUGCUAUACUUCACCUUGGCAAUGUGGAAUUUAAAGCACGCGAUUCUGACAGCUGCUUAAUACCGCCAAAACAUGCGCCACUGAACAUUUUCUGUGAGCUCAUGGGAGUGGAAUAUGAAGAAAUGUCUCAUUGGCUGUGCCACAGGAAGCUUGUUACUGCUGCAGAGACAUACAUUAAGCCAAUCACAAGGCUACAAGCCACCAAUGCUAAGGAUGCCCUGUCUAAGCACAUUUACGCUUACCUAUUUAACUGGAUUGUGUGUCACGUCAACAAGGCUCUUCUUUCAUCUGCAAAGCAAAGUUCAUUUAUUGGAGUCCUUGAUAUUUAUGGGUUUGAAACAUUUGAGAUUAAUAGCUUUGAACAGUUUUGUAUCAAUUAUGCAAAUGAAAAACUACAACAACAAUUCAACUUGCACGUUUUUAAACUGGAACAAGAGGAAUACAUGAAGGAGCAAAUUCCCUGGACCUUAAUUGACUUUUAUGAUAACCAACCCUGUAUUAAUCUCAUUGAGGCUAAAAUGGGUAUCUUGGAUCUGCUGGAUGAAGAAUGCAAGAUGCCGAAAGGCUCAGAUAAUUCAUGGGCUCAAAAGUUGUAUAACACGCACCUUAAGAAAUCAGCUUUGUUUGAGAAGCCACGUCUGUCCAACGUAGCUUUUAUUAUCAAGCACUUUGCAGAUAAGGUUGAAUAUCAGUGUGAAGGGUUUCUAGAAAAGAACAAAGACACAGUUUUUGAAGAGCAAAUUAAAGUGCUGAAAGCAAGUAAGUUUACAAUAUUGACUGAGCUGUUCCAAGAAGAGGAGCAGAUUCUGAGCCCCACUUCAACAACCUCUUCAGGAGGACGCACUCUAUUAUCUCGUACAAAUCUGCGCACACUCAAACCCAAGACUGACCAAGCAAGCAAGGAGCACAAGAAAACUGUUGGCCAUCAGUUCAGGAAUUCUCUACACCUUUUGAUGGAGACUCUCAAUGCAACAACCCCACACUAUGUUCGCUGCAUUAAGCCAAAUGAUUUCAAGUACCCAUUUACAUUUGACUCCAAACGAGCAGUGCAGCAGCUUCGAGCUUGUGGUGUAUUGGAAACAAUACGUAUCAGUGCAGCUGGAUUUCCAUCAAGGUGGACAUAUCAAGAGUUCUUCAGUCGUUAUCGUGUCUUGAUGAAGCAGAAGGAUGUCCUAAGUGACAGAAAGCUUACCUGCCGGAAUGUCUUGGAGAAUCUAAUUCUGGACAAGGAUAAAUACCAAUUUGGAAAGACAAAGAUUUUCUUCCGUGCUGGACAAGUGGCUUAUCUGGAAAAGAUAAGAGCUGACAAGUUGAGGGUGGCCUGUAUCCGUAUCCAGAAGACCAUACGCGGUUGGCUGUUGAGGAAAAAGUAUCUCCGCAUGAGGAAGGCGGCUAUAAACAUUCAGAGAUUUGUCCGAGGGUAUCAGGCUAGAUGUUAUGCCCAGUUUCUACGCAGAACCAAAGCAGCAAUCAUUAUCCAGAAGUUUCAGAGGAUGUAUGUGGUUCGGCAGAAAUAUCGCCGCAUUCAGUCUGUUACACUUGCCCUCCAGUCUUAUCUUCGAGGUUAUGCAGCCAGGAAGAGGUAUCAAGAGAUGGUUCGAAACCACAAGGCCACCAUUAUUCAGAAGAAUGUCCGUGGCUGGUUGGCUCGUGUCUCCUACAGGAAGCAUUUGGAAGCCAUUGUUUACUUGCAGUGCUGCUAUCGCAGGAUGAAGGCCAGGCGAGAACUAAAGAAGCUGAAGAUAGAGGCUCGCUCUGUGGAGCAUUACAAGAAGCUGAAUGUCGGCAUGGAAAACAAAAUUAUGCAACUGCAGCGUAAAGUUAAUGAACAGAAUAAGGACAACAAAUCCUUGGUGGAGAGGCUGACGCACCUGGAAAUUACAUACAGUGCAGAGAAAGAUAAGCUACGAAGUGAUCUGGAUCGUCUUCGACACUGUGAAGAAGAAGCAAAGAAUGCCACAAAUCGAUUGAUCACUAUGGAAGAUGAGCUUUCCAGGCUUAGGCGCGAACUACUGCAAACAAAGACUGAAAAGAAGACCAUAGAAGAAAAGGCAGAAAAAUAUAAAACCGAAACAGAACUGCUUCUCACGGAACUGAAAGAGCAGAACUCUCUGCUGAAGACAGAAAAGGAAGCAUUAAAUCGCUCAAUUCAUGAGCAGGCCAAAUCAAUGAAAGAAACAAUGGAGAAAAGAUUAUUAGAAGAAACCAAACAGUUGGAGCUUGAGUUGAAUGAUGAAAGAAUGAGGUAUCAGAAUCUUCUAAAUGAAUUCAACCGUUUGGAAGAACGUUAUGAUGACCUCAAAGAUGAGAUGCACACUAUAACCAUUCCAAGACCAGGGCACAAAAGGACGGAUUCAACUCAUAGCAGCAAUGAAUCUGAAUAUACUUUUAGCUCUGAGGUCACUGAGUCUGAAGACUUCUCAUUCCGCAUUGAGGAGCCCACAGAUAAAAAAGCACCACUGGACAUGUCUCUGUUCCUGAAGCUUCAGAAACGUGUUAAAGAAUUGGAACAGGAAAAGCAAACACUACAAAACGAGCUAGACAGAAAAGAAGAGCAAAUCAUCCGGGCUAAGAAUAUGGAGGAGACUAAAGCCCCAGUCAGAAGUACAGAGCUGGAGUAUGAAUCACUUAAGCGUCAAGAACUGGAGUCUGAGAACAAAAAGCUGAAAAAUGAUCUGAAUGAGCUGAGGAAGGCUGUGGCUGAUAAAGCCAGCCCCGAUGCUGGUGGUCCAGGGUCUCAUGUUUAUAGGGUCCUGAUGGAACAGGUGACAUCUGUAAGUGAAGAACUGGAAGUGCGCAAGGAAGAAGUCCUCAUCCUCAGGUCUCAGUUAGUGAGCCAAAUGGAAGCCAUUCCACGCAAGGACACCAUGACUGAUUCUAUGGCUCUGUCAGAAGAUGUGCAGAAAAUGAAAGAUAAAAGGGAGAUUGCCCAGGCGUAUACAGGCAUGAAGGAAACAAACAGCACCCUCCCUCAAGACUACCAAAUGCUGAAUGAGGAUGGAGAACUUUGGCUGGUAUAUCAAGGGUUAAAACAGGCCAACAGGGUCCUAGAAUCUCAGCUCCAGACACAGAAAAAGAGUUAUGAGAAUGAAGUUGAAUCUCUCAGAGGUGAAAUCCAGGGUUUGAAAGAGGAGAACAACCGUCAACAGCAACUGCUGGCGCAAAAUCUGCAGUUGCCACCAGAGGCCCGUAUUGAAGCAAGUUUACAACAUGAAAUCACUAGGCUGACCAAUGAGAACCUGUUUUUUGAGGAAUUAUAUGCAGAUGACCCCAUGAAGUAUCAGUCGUACCGGAUUUCACUUUACAGACGGAUCAUUGAUCUGAUGGAACAACUUGAAAAGCAAGAUAAGACAGUCCGCAAACUGAAAAAGCAGCUGAAAGUAUUUGCUAAGAAAAUUGGGGAGCUGGAAGUGGGUCAGAUGGAGAAUGUAUCUCCUGGUCAGAUAGUGGAUGAGCCCAUUCGUCCUCUUAACAUUCCACGCAAGGAGAAGGACUUCCAGGGAAUGCUGGAGUACAAGAAGGAUGAUGAAACCAAGCUUAUUAAGAAUCUUAUAUUAGAACUGAAGCCGCGGGGUGUUGCAGUGAAUCUUAUUCCAGGAUUGCCAGCAUAUAUCUUGUUUAUGUGUGUACGCCAUGCCGAUUACCUAAAUGAUGACCAGAAAGUGCGCUCAUUACUCACGUCAACCAUUAAUGGCAUUAAAAAGGUUUUGAAGAAAAGAGGUGAUGACUUUGAAACAGUGUCCUUCUGGCUUUCCAAUACUUGUCGUUUCCUGCAUUGCUUGAAGCAGUACAGUGGAGAAGAGGGUUUUAUGAAGCACAACUCUUCACGGCAAAAUGAUCACUGCCUGACUAAUUUUGACCUUGCUGAGUACAGACAAGUGCUAAGUGAUCUGGCUAUCCAGAUCUAUCAACAGCUGGUCCGAGUGAUGGAGAAUAUCUUACAGCCAAUGAUUGUUUCAGGAAUGCUGGAGCAUGAGACCAUUCAGGGAGUUUCCGGGGUAAAGCCCACAGGUCUUCGUAAGAGGACCUCAAGUAUAGCAGAUGAAGGAACCUACACCUUGGACUCUAUUGUCAGGCAGCUGAAUACUUUCCAUUCAAUAAUGUGUCAGCAUGGUAUGGAUCCAGAACUCAUCAAGCAGGUUGUCAAGCAAAUGUUUUACAUAAUUGGAGCGGUUACACUGAAUAACUUGCUCUUGAGGAAAGACAUGUGUUCUUGGAGCAAGGGAAUGCAGAUAAGGUACAAUGUGAGUCAGCUGGAGGAAUGGCUCCGUGACAAGAAUCUAAUGAACAGUGGUGCAAAGGAAACACUAGAGCCAUUAAUUCAGGCUGCCCAGUUGCUGCAGGUCAAAAAGAAAACAGAUGAAGAUGCAGAAGCCAUAUGCUCCAUGUGCAAUGCUCUUACUACUGCCCAGAUUGUAAAAGUAUUGAAUCUAUAUACUCCAGUUAAUGAAUUUGAAGAAAGAGUCUUGGUAUCGUUUAUACGUAACAUACAGAUGCGUUUAAGGGACAGGAAAGACUCCCCUCAGCUGCUAAUGGAUUCUAAGCACACCUUCCCUGUCACUUUCCCAUUUAACCCUUCAUCUCUUGCUCUAGAAACAAUUCAGAUCCCCGGCAGUCUUGGUCUUGGGUUCAUUUCACGUGUCUGAAUGCAGUUGUACUGCCUGCUGUUGAAGUAACUAAAAACCAUUCAAAGCCUGCUUGGACAAUGUAUAUUUCAGCCCCCUGAAUAGCACUGGAAGCAUUCUGGGACCUGUGCAACCUCAUUAGGCAUCAAAUACUCAGUCUGUGUAACAUGUAUACCAUUUGUAAAGACUAAUACGUUUGCACUCAGUACGAUCAAUCAUUGUUAUUGUCUAAACAAAAAGUUUAUGGCUCGGUACUUAGCUGGGAUGCAUUAAACAUAACCAAAUUGGCAGACCCCAAACAAAGAUGGUAGCGAGAAAGUUAUUAAUAAAGAAAAACUGUAACUUGAAGCAUAGAUCAGAGUGGUAUGGCAUCUUGUGAUAGCAUAUUAGCCAUCGAUAUAGGUGUACACACACUUGUGCCAAUACACAAACAUGUUUCCUUAUUUAUGUCAGUUUGAUAAUAAUGAUAAAAAGUAUUGAAAAAAGUCAGCUUAUUGUAAAGCAUAGAUGUUUAUUUGUUAGCUUUGUGGCUUACUAUGCAUAUUAAAUUGCAGCAGUGUAUUGUGUGUCUCUAAUGUUACAAUAUCCUUAACAGGAAAUGCAUAAUAAAACAAUUCAUCUCUUUAUUAUCAAGUAUGUUUACAGUUCAGUAUAAUAUUAUUGGUCUAAGUUUUAACAAUUGAUGAAUAUUUUACCUGGACAGCACCUUAAGCACAUAGAUUACUGGAAAAAUACAUUUUUUUUAAAUAAAUAAUAAACAGCCUUAAAUGAACAAAUGAAAGAGUUGUGUAGUAUAAAAGGCUUUUUAGCUUUUCCUAGGAUUUUUUAAGCCAUGUUUGAAUGUUUCAGGUCAAUUUGAUAUUGUGCAGACAAUGAUACGUGUAAUGUUUUAUUGUUUUUCAUUGUGUUUUUGCUAUUUUUUUCAGGGUUUUAUAUUUUACUUUUUUGUGUUUCAAUACACAUUUAUUUAUUUAGGUCAGACAAGGAGAUUUUCUGAUUCACUUGCACAUUUAAUAUUCAAGUUGUUCACCAAUUAAUUACAAGAAUGUUCACUCAUUCAUUCGUUAGCCUUCUUCACAAAGGAGUUGCAAAGCAAUAUUGAAAACAAUGUUAUCUCCUGGGUUGCAGUUUAAAGGCAAAAGUAAAGAGAGUAUGAUACUAUAGGCUUGUCUUUUAUGUAACGUACGUGUAUAAUAAAUAGAGAAACCUACAUAUUCAUGGCAGAA
Messenger RNA from Bombina bombina (fire-bellied toad), 7041 nucleotides. It is a transcript of the gene MYO5A, whose product is annotated as myosin VA. The transcript has 41 exons. Gene Ontology annotation, biological process: vesicle transport along actin filament; actin filament organization. Lineage: Eukaryota; Metazoa; Chordata; Amphibia; Anura; Bombinatoridae. Gene Ontology annotation, cellular component: cytoplasm; vesicle; myosin complex. Bases 203 to 5836 code for a protein of 1877 amino acids. Gene Ontology annotation, molecular function: actin filament binding; microfilament motor activity; ATP binding. The record is from RefSeq and is a predicted model, not a curated record.